AUGGCAACGCGCUCUAAAACAGGCCUCAAAUCCCAUAUUAGAGCGAUCCAUCCUGAGAACCCCACGAAAGACGCACCUCGUACCCAACUCAUCCCUCAACUUGCUUCACUACGCUGCGAAAUUUGCCUACGCGACUUCGGCAACAUUGGAGCUCUCACCUGCCACAAAAAGUUUAAACAUCCACCUGGAACCCCAAUUUUGCCAGCAACAAUACAAGUAACGUUUCCACGCAAUAAGAAACGCCAGCGAGAUACGUCGCCACCGGAGCGUGAAGACAAAGAGAAAGUUCAACGCGGAGUAUGCCAGAAGUUCUACGCACAUCUAGACUCCCUCGUAAUACACUGCAGAAAAUUCCAUGAAGGACAAGGUAUGCCACAAAAAACGAAUUCCACCAAUGGGCAAUACAAGACAACGAAAACACGAGACCUUCCGGCGUUAGUCUGCCCCUCAUGCGGUCGUCAAUGUGUAUUAGUAAGCCAGGCCUAA
Molecule: messenger RNA, 486 nt
Organism: Trypanosoma theileri
Lineage: Eukaryota; Euglenozoa; Kinetoplastea; Trypanosomatida; Trypanosomatidae
Product: Tbingi protein
Exons: 1
Coding region: 1-486 (161 amino acids)
Source: RefSeq, a predicted model, not a curated record